AUGAAAGGCAGAAAGAUGGCAUUACUUUGUUUACCGCAAGCUGUAACACAUUACCAGAUCGGGCAUUUACAAAGCCGCAAGGAAGUCGACGUGACAGAGCUCAAGCGAAACCAUGCUGACGCUGACGUUGCAGCUAUUGAAGAGCACGCCCCAGAAGAAAACAAGAGAAUCCUCCAUAGGAUUUACUCAACAUUGUUGCCUAUUGUGGCGAUUUCAUACAUGUUCCAAUUCCUGGGCACCUCAGUUAUCGGAUUGACAGCCAUUCUGGGACUCCGUGACACCUCAGAGGCAAAGAUUUCGGGGGCAAACAGCACCUACUACUUUGGUUUCAUCGUCGCGGCAUACCCGCUAAUGAUUGCCAUCGCAGUUUGUAGCGCUCUUUGGGGCGCCGUGCUGAUGCUGACAGCCACGACUACCAAUGCUGCGGACCUGCUGGCCCUUGGCUUCUUCCUGGGCGUUUGCGAAUCUCCCAUAGGCAGCACGAUCGCGGGUAUAACUGGCGAUCUGGCUUCCCACGGAACCGGCCACAUGGAUAGCAUUGCGCAUUGGAAAGAUAGCUUGCGCGUAAAAGGGACCAUGGCUGGCAUCAAAAGCUCUCAAUUCAAGCGGAAACAGUGCCAUGAGGUUGCUCUCGACGUCAAGACCUGGUUCAUUGUCAUCAUUCAGCUGUGCGGAAACAUUCCGAGCCGUGGAGUGCAUAGCGUACGAACCCUGCCCAACAUUCACCUCCGAAUUAAGCUAAUGACUGACAAAAAGUGCAUUUUGGGGUCGUCAUCAUCCACGGUGGGCUUCGACACGUUUCCCACGAUACGCCUACAAACCGCUAGCUAUGUCUACCAAGUAGCGGGCGUGACUGAUGUCAUCGGGCCUGACCCACAGCUGAUGCUACCUAGCACCCGAUCAUAUCUGCAAUCCCAUCUUCGUCUGUCAACCGCUCAAGGCAACUCCCCGUGCCAUUACCGGUCCGACCUUUCACCCGACCCCGACAACAGUCACGAGACAAAUGCGUCGAAAUGCUCGCAUUUCAGACUGCAGCCGAACCAGUGCUCUGACGACGCGGCAAGAGCGUCUACCAAAUUUGCAUGCGACGACAAUGAGGCGGACAGAGUGAGGCGGACAAAGUGA
Molecule: messenger RNA, 1125 nt
Organism: Metarhizium acridum CQMa 102
Lineage: Eukaryota; Fungi; Ascomycota; Sordariomycetes; Hypocreales; Clavicipitaceae
Source: RefSeq, a predicted model, not a curated record